UGUCGGUAGCCCAUGGCUCCGAAAACUGGAAUAGGUUAUCAGCAAAUAUUUUUUUAUUUAAUUGAAGUUACCCAUGUCGUAAAAGUACCUAAAUGUAGCUCACGUCACCUGCAAUCAACAGAUAAGAUUAAGAAAUCGGGAUGGGCCAACUUGGAGGUGCGGAAAGAACGGGAAACGAAACUUAAAGUUGGAUAAAUUGAGGAACUCUUCACGAGUAGCCUACAUCGCGUGGAGGCAAGGUGCACGUCAUCAUCAGCAGGAUAUUAUCGAGGUAUUGCUGAAACAAUCACUUGAGGCAAUGGAUACGCAGGGAAUAAGACAGGUGAACAAGACAUUAGGCCAGUACAUCUCAGAGACUUUAUCCAACAUUUACACCAUUAAAGAUUUCUUUGAGAAGAAAGAAAAAUGGGACUUGCAGAGAAACUUUGAAAUGGACAUGAUGACAGACAUCAAGGACAGGGCAGACAAGAUCACUCUCAAGUUUGACCACGUCCAGAACUCAGAGGACAAGGCCAAAGCUUUCGGGCAGUUUCUGUGGAGUGGCCUAACUGCAAUGUCUGCAGACAGCAAACGUCAGGAGCUGGAGAAGGAGCUGGGGGCUGUUCUGAAGGACACCUUGGAGGGGCUUGAGAAGCUGCAGCACUUCCUGGAAGCUGUGGAGAAGCUAGCUGUCACGUCGCUCUUCGUGUUUACAGACAGCCGCUACCUGCCCAAAGGGGUAAACGCUGCGGAUGUCCGUUCAGCCAUCUUUGCCGCAAGGGUGGCUGCUCCUCUUCUUGUCCAUUUCAAGAGGGAUGACGCCGCUUUCUUCCUCCCCAGCCUGAAUAACGUGGAAGUGCUGACCUUCCAACUGGAUAAAUAUAUACGCAUCUCACAACAGCUCUUUGAAAAGCUGGAGAAGAGAACCGAGAGCAUAUUAACUGUGGGAAGCUGUUACCGAGGGUCUAGCGGUGACCAAGUUAUCGACUUCAAUGUGGAUACAAGUGAGGAAUCUAUUCAGACGAUGCUUGACCAGUUGAACCAGUUAAACUUCAUCAGGACCAACCAGGAUGUGAGGCUGGCAUUCCUCUUCAAGGAAGCCGCCGGGAACUUCAUCGGCCUGUUCAGUCAGCGCCAUGGCAGGAUGCUCCAGUUCCUGUCUGAUCUGGAGGAGAACGCAAGACAGCUGGAUAAUAUGAGAUUUGGGGCCAGUGUCUCCAGUGUAGCUGGCAGCUCAGUAGGGGUGGCAGGGGGAGUAUUGUCCAUUGUUGGUCUGGCCCUUGCACCUGUGACCGCAGGUGUCUCCUUAGCUCUCACGCUGACAGGGGUGGGUCUAGGGGUGACCAGUGGUGUCAAUAGUCUGGUGACAACCGCCACUGAGUUAGCAAUCAACAAACGCCAUGGGACCAAUGCUAGCAAUAUCUUCCAAAGUUUCAUGGAGGAUGUAAAUGGGUUUGUUGAGCGGUUGGAGCUGGUAGCGAGCAGUGAAGGUCCAGCUAUUGGGCAAGAUGAGAUGGAUCUUGUUUUGGGGGCAGGAAAGGUAUUAGCUAGUGGUUGUGGAAUUGUAAAGAGCAUAGAUGGCUUGGUAGAUUCUGCCUCAGCUGUUAAAGUCCUCCAGACUGAGGAGGUAGUUGCAUCUGCUGUUAAACUGGGACUUCAAGAGGCAAAGGCAGGAAGAAAUAUACCCAAGUUGGCUGCGGACCUGCCUGACAUUGGGCAGCUGGCCAAAGGGACACCUCUUGCCCUCUCAAAGUCCGCACGGUCUGGCUUCAUUGCCCUCAAUGCACUUUUCAUCGGUCUAGAUGUCUUCUUCAUCUGCAAAGACAGCAUCAAUCUUGCCAAGGGGAGCAAGAAUGAGCUGGCCCAGUUCAUCCGCUCCAGGGCAGCUCUUUGGUGCUCAGAGCUGGACUCAUGGGAGAGGAUCAACAACUCACUCUGCAGAGGGAUCUGGAGGUUCAGGAGAAGCCAGAGAAUCCUAGAGGUGCCAUUUUACCCUGAGCAAGUCAGCUAAGGACUUCAAAGGGAACCUCAUCUAAUGAAAUAUUGUCAAUGUCAUAUUCAGAACUGUGCCUUUAUGUCAACAGUGAUUCAGUAGACAUCACUCCUGAUCCGAAUGAAAGGAUUUUGAUAAUGAGAUAGUCCUUUGUAGCAAUAUGCAAAUGCAUUUUCCUUGGUGAUUUUAUAUGAUUGCUUGACUGUCUAUGACUCCAUGUCAUAAGAGAACCGCCAAGCUGGGCAUUUGUGCUCUAUAAUGUGAAAUCACAUACUGUAUGACUCACCUGGUGAUAUGGAUUGCUGGUGUGCAGUUGUCUUUUUGUGAUAAGGAUUGUUUGAUUUUUACUUUGAUUGAUUUCCAGUGUCCCUUUGACCACUUAAAUGUCUGGUGUAAAAUUGUGUUAACUAGUGUAAUGGUCAGUGCCAUGUUGAAUAUGAUGUGAAUUCAUGUGUGUAAAACUGACACAUGAAUUAGUUGUCUUGAUUAGAACCAUUCACUAAUUGGACUUGCAUGUGUUCACAACAAACAGUGUUAAUAUGACCUUUUUGGAAAUGUGUUAUUUAUGUCUGACUACGUACCGCCGGUGAUCUGUUUGUGCAUGUGUGAGUGAGAGGAAGAUUCCAUGUAAAUGAUAAAUUACUAAAACAUUGUACAGUAAUUUCCCAACUAUUAGCCGUGGCUGAUAUAUUGAGUUUGCUAAAUUUCUUCAGCUACUGUACAUAUGCGGUUAAUAGACAGGGGCAGUUAAUAUGGUAUUAAUAUGGUUUUGUUUCUUUUAACUUGCUUAAAGCACUAUCCUGUGGCUUAUACACAAUGUGGCUAAUACACAGGAAAUUAUUGUAAUUUAAUUGUUUGUAUGAUUUUUAGAUAUUUUCUUUCAUUACUGGAACCAUUAUGAAUAAUCCAAAGAUCAAACAUUUUUUAUAAUGUUCAACUUGAAUUUGAGAAAUGGUGAAU
Messenger RNA from Sardina pilchardus (European sardine), 2932 nucleotides. RefSeq names its product apolipoprotein L (gene apol). The coding region runs from base 299 to 1990 and encodes 563 amino acids. The record is from RefSeq and is a predicted model, not a curated record. Gene Ontology annotation, molecular function: lipid binding. Gene Ontology annotation, biological process: lipoprotein metabolic process; lipid transport. Gene Ontology annotation, cellular component: extracellular region; membrane. The transcript has 6 exons. Lineage: Eukaryota; Metazoa; Chordata; Actinopteri; Clupeiformes; Clupeidae.